AUACAGAAACAAGACUGUUCUCCCAAACAGAACGCAAACUGAGGCUGAGAAUGGCAACAGCAUUGGCGAGUGCCCUGUCCCUGGUGCCUCUGAACCUGAAGAAGGAGGGGCUUCAGGCAGUGAGGGAGGAGCAUAACUCCACCCAGGAACAAGGAUUCAAGCCACAAGGAAAUAGCAGAGGCCUCAAACCAGAGCUGUUGUGCAGACAAUUCAGACAGCUGCGUUAUGAAGAGACUGCAGGACCUCGGGAAGCGCUGAGCCGGCUCCGGGAGCUCUGCCGACGGUGGCUGCGGCCUGAGACCCACAGCAAGGAGCAGAUCCUGGAGCUGCUGGUGCUUGAGCAGUUCCUGGCCAUUCUACCCAAGGAACUGCAGGCCCACGUGCAGGAGCAUCAGGCAGAGAGCGGGGAGGACAUGGUUGUUGUGCUGGAGGAUUUGCAACUGGAACGUGGCAAAACAGGACGACAGGUGGUUCCAGACCACACAAAGAAACAGAAAAUAGUUGCGGAGGAGGCAGCUCCUGUAACUUCAGUACAGGAGUGGCAGGUGCAGCCCGAGCGUGAAGCUCCAAAGCCCAAGAAGGAGAAGGGUCCAGAGACAAUGAUUGACAAUGGGGAACUUAUUAUAGUGACAGACUCUGGUAGAAGAAUCGAAUCUUCUGGGAAAACAUCUAAGCCCACUGAAGCUCGUGAUGAGGACUCUAACUUGGAAAGGCAACAAGCCCAGCCUAAGGAGAAGGCCGACCAUCAGAUCUCAGGAUGUGGGGAAGCGUCCGCCCAGCAGCGUUUGGAUAUGACUGAACACGAGAGUGCUUCCAUGGGAGAAAAGCUGUGUGAGUCUCAAGUUUGUCAGACUUCCAGUCCUAGUGGACAUCAGAAAAUCCUUUCGGGAAAGAAAAGUCACCAGUGUCAGCAGUGUGGAAAAGUUUUUCAGAGGAGUUCUCACCUUGUCAGACAUCAGAAAAUCCAUCGUGGUGAGAAACCCUAUCAGUGCAAGGAGUGUGGAAAUGUCUUCAGCCAGAACGCGGGUCUUUUGGAACAUCUCAGAAUCCAUACUGGAGAGAAGCCUUAUCUCUGUAUCCACUGUGGAAAGAACUUUCGGCGCAGCUCUCACCUUAACCGACACCAGAGAAUUCACAGUCAGGAGGAGCCCUGUGAGUGCAAGGAGUGCGGAAAAACCUUCAGCCAGGCCCUGCUCCUCACUCACCAUCAGAGAACCCACAGUCACGCCAAAAGCCACCAGUGUAACGAGUGUGGGAAAGCUUUCAGUUUGACAUCUGAUCUCAUUCGACAUCAUAGGAUUCACACUGGAGAAAAACCUUUCAAGUGUACCAUAUGCCAGAAAGCCUUCCGACUAAACUCACACCUCUCCCAGCAUGUAAGAAUCCACAAUAAGGAGAAGCCCUAUGAGUGCAGCAAAUGUGGACAGGCCUUCAAGCAGAAGUCAGGUCUUUUUCAACAUCAGAAGUACCACCACAAACGGGCUUGAGGAGGUGUCCUGUCCUAGUGGAACGUCAGAGCAGACACAUGGGCAACCAGCAUUUUAGGGAAAGUUACUCUGACCAACCCUGAGAAUUCUUGGGGACCACGUCCCCCUCCACUGUUUUCCUUGACAUCAGCUUUGUACAGCAGUAAUGUCACUCUAGGUGACACUGUGGCACCAAAGUUAAACAGCAUCCUCUGUAAACAGAACUUCUCAGAGGCUUUGACAUGAUGAACACGUGAGUAUGUAUUUCCAGACAGUACAGAAACUUGGGACCGAGAUUUCAAGUCAGCAGAUUAUACGUUUAUAGGUUUAUGUGUAACAAGAGCAAGUUAAUAUUUUUGCAUAUGUUGUAGUAACUGAUUCCUAUAAAAUUGACCUAGCGAUAUUUAGAAAGAUUCCACUCUCAAAGGUACAAGUUAAUGGGAACAUUUUACUCUGCAGAUUUCACCCUUCCUUCCUGCUGGCCUUCC
This is a messenger RNA of Ochotona curzoniae (black-lipped pika), 1954 nucleotides long. Its product is annotated as zinc finger and SCAN domain-containing protein 26-like. The record is from RefSeq and is a predicted model, not a curated record. Gene Ontology annotation, molecular function: DNA-binding transcription factor activity, RNA polymerase II-specific; RNA polymerase II cis-regulatory region sequence-specific DNA binding. The coding region runs from base 51 to 1487 and encodes 478 amino acids. The transcript has 3 exons. Lineage: Eukaryota; Metazoa; Chordata; Mammalia; Lagomorpha; Ochotonidae. Gene Ontology annotation, biological process: regulation of transcription by RNA polymerase II.